UCACCUCUCCUUCCUGGUUCCUUCUCCAGCUGCCAGCCAGCACUGCCUCUGCCCUGCAGUAAGCAGCAGUCGGUGCCAUGGAGGAGGUGACAGAGCUGGAGGUGGGGGGGAACUCGCUCCUGAAGGCAGUGUGGCUCGGCCGGCUGCGGCUGACCCGCCUGCUGCUGGAGGGGGGGGCUUACAUCAAUGAGAGCAACGAGAAAGGGGAGACCGCCCUGAUGGUGGCCUGCAUCACCAAACACGUCGACCAGCAGAGCAUUAACAAGGCCAAGAUGGUGAAGUACCUCCUGGACAACAGAGCCGACCCCAACAUCCAGGACAAGUCUGGGAAGACGGCGCUCAUGCACGCCUGCAUCCGCGGCGCUGGGGGGGAUGUGGUGUCCCUGCUGCUGGAGAACGGGGCCGACCCCAGCCUGGAAGACCACUCGGGAGCAUCGGCUCUGGUCCACGCCAUCAAUGCUGACGACAAGGACGUGCUGCAGCACCUCCUGAACGCCUGCAAGGCCAAAGGGAAGGAGGUGAUCAUUAUCACCAUGGAUAAAUCGGCCUCCGGCACCAAGGCCACCAAGCAGUACCUGAACGUUCCACCCUCGCUGGAGUUCAAGGAGAGGGCCCCCCCCAAAGUGUGCACAGCACCCUCCAGCACCCACCCAAAAACUGUCUCAACACCUUCCCCCGUUGAGAAGGAGAGUGGCAGCUUCGUCCCGCUGCCGUCGAGCUGUGUGGACAGCCCCUCUGCCGGGGCUGCUGACGAGCCGCCGUCCCCGGGCCGCAGAGCCGGCCAGGCACACAGAGCCCGCCUGCCCCAGCUGAAGCGGCUGCGCUCGGAGCCCUGGGGUCUGGUGGCGCCCUCGGUGCUGGCGGCGUCCACACACCGCGACGACACGCGGCUCCGUGCGGACGACGAGGCGAUCAUGGGCAUCGGCGACCUCUCGCUCUGCAAAAAGGCUCCUCUCACCCGCAGCGGCAGCAGCAAGAGCAAGGACCCCGCUCUCUUCCCCCCAGUAGACGAGCAGGCUGUGCGGACGCCGCCAGCGAGGAAAGCAGCCUACGAGAAGGGCCAGGGGGCCCACCAGCGCCUGCCCCGCAGGAGCACGGUCCCCGAGGAGCCGGAGAGCGUCGGCAGCGCGGCGAUGGACGCGCUGCGCUGGCGGAGGCUGAGCGCCGAGCACUACGACGGCGAGCCGCAGCUCUCCGGCAUCCCCGGCGCGGCCGAGGCGGGGAAGGUGCCGUCGGAGAGGAGGAAGCUGAGCGGGUCCCACUUGGCCCUGCUGGGCGGCUCGCGGGAGUCCCUGGAUGGCGCAUCGCCUGGGCCCCUCCAGCGCCGGCCGCCCGGUUUGCUGGAGCGCAGAGGCUCGGGGACCCUGCUGCUGGACCACAUCUCCCACACUCGGCCGGGAUAUCUGCCCCCUCUGAAUGUCAACCCCAACCCCCCGAUCCCCGACAUCGGCUCCAACAGCAAAACCCCCUCCCCGCUUGCUGCUGGCUUGAAGUCCCUGGUGCCCGUGGCGCCCAGCUCACCCAGGCGGGCUGACCCGAGAGCCAAAAGGAAGCUGCUCCGCAGACACUCCAUGCAGGCGGAGCAGAUGCGGCAGCUCUCCGAUUUCGAGGAAAUAGUGGCCCAGUAGCCGUGUCCCAAAGCACUGCUGUCCCUGAUGGUUCCCACACUGAGCAGCCUCUC
Molecule: messenger RNA, 1681 nt
Organism: Colius striatus (speckled mousebird)
Lineage: Eukaryota; Metazoa; Chordata; Aves; Coliiformes; Coliidae
Gene: ANKRD34C
Product: ankyrin repeat domain 34C
Exons: 1
Coding region: 78-1628 (516 amino acids)
Molecular function (GO): protein binding
Source: RefSeq, a predicted model, not a curated record